Molecule: messenger RNA, 2523 nt
Organism: Suillus bovinus
Lineage: Eukaryota; Fungi; Basidiomycota; Agaricomycetes; Boletales; Suillaceae
Product: ribonuclease H-like domain-containing protein
Exons: 14
Coding region: 1-2523 (840 amino acids)
Source: RefSeq, a predicted model, not a curated record
AUGUCUGAUUCUGCAAGUGCUGACCUAGCCAAACUCCAUGUCCUCAUUGAGAACCUUCCAACUCUCUGUAAUUCCUUGCCUGCCUCAGUCCCGGAGGCAACAAACAUUGAUCUAAUUCACCAUGUCACCACCACUGUGACUGGUGAAAAUCCAUGGCACACUUUCAACCGUCGUUUUGACAUCCUCUUCAGUGAGGAUUGCCGGGAUGACCAGGGCCGUCUCCAUCACCUGAAACAAGUUGAAGAAGUCAUUUACCUGCUGUCACCACAAGGAUUUACUACAACUGCCCAUGUUCCUAAGGCUGCCGCACCAACCACUGGACCUGAAAUGAUAGCGCUUCCAGCAGCUGAAGGAAAAAAGAAGCAGAUCCAGAAACCUGGUAAAGAGUCAGUUAAUGAUGAUGCAGACAAAGAUUAUGUUCCAUGGAAGCCCAGAGACGUGUCAGAAUCUCCCAUCUGCCCAUACAUUAUUGACGAAGAUGGACAUAAGAUUCUUGACGAGUCAGAUAAUGCAUUACCUGGCCAUACAAAAAAACAGGCUCAUGAUUGGAAACUCACCAUGACCGACUCAGAUUCAGAUGCAAGUGAUGCACUAGUCACAACAGCUGUUACAAGCAAGAAGGUGUCAAAAAGUCGGGCUAAAGGGGGACCAAAGAAGAAAAGAAGCAAGAAGACUCGCACCGCUUUGACCAAACACUCGAAAAUGACUGCCAGCGCUGAGAUGAUAAAUGAUAUUGAUGUCUCUUCAGAGGAUGAAUCUGAUGGACAGGGUGCACUGCGGGCAGUUGAAGAAGCAGAAGAGGAGUUGAGGGGUGGAGGACCAGGUCUGUUCCAUGGACUGAUGGGUGCACUGAUUUUGACGAUGAGAGACCACAGCCACAUCUUGGAAAUUUGUCAACACAUAGUCGACAAGCCCAUGCUGACAAGUGGGAAACACCCCCUACUGACUUUGAUAUCGACAAUGGCACCUCUUCUGCAAAUACCUGGAAAGGAUCAGCUGCUGGAACCAGGCCAAUGUUUCCAACAUGAGAGGGCUUUCUGUGGCACUUUGUUGCCUGGGUCAUUGAAGACAACCUUCCUUGGACAACUGGUGAAACUCCAGGUCAGAUGGGAGCUACCAAGUGAUACUGCUGUCUGGAAAAUGGUUGGGAAAAUCUUUAUUGAGCUUCGUCAUAAUCUAGUGAAGGAACUUACUGCUCUAAAAUCGAAGAUAUCUUACUCAACUGACAACUGGACAAUGAAACAAAUGGUUUUUACCUUUGCUGGAACAACUGCUUCAUUCAUUAAUGAUGAGUGGGAGCUUUCAACUGGCAAGUUUCUUCAAGAGCGCUAUGAUAUCCAGUUCCAUAAAGGAAAUGCACAAAUACGGUGCAUGGCACAUGUUGUGAACCUCGUUGUUCAAGCAAUGCUAGCCAGUUUAGACGAGGCAAGGGAUCCUGAGGAGGAGGACUACUUUGUCCCAAACAAGCACCUUCCAUUCCAUUACGACCUCAAUAACGACACUGAUUUACAAGAGCUCGAGCAAGAACAAGACAGCGACAACAUCGAAAACAAUGACCUUGAGCUUGACAAAGAAGCCGAGAAGCUUUUGAAUGAGUUCCACAGAUUGAGUCCUGUAAAGAAGCUUCAUGAGACUGAAGAAAAUAGCUUCAUCUCCUCAGCGACGGAAGCAGUUCCGUACGAUUUCCAAGCAGGCCUUCGGAAGCUACUGUGCACCCUAAUGGUCAUUCACAAUGUUGCCACUCGAUGGAACUACACUCACGCCAUGAUUCAAAGAGCACUGAUGCUCCAUGAGGCAAUUGAGAAAUGGGUGUUCAAAAGGAAAGAGCUCCAUGAUGAGCUUUAUUUAUCAAGCCAAGAGUGCACUUUUCUCAAGCAGCUUGCUGACAUUCUUGAGGUAUUCACCAAGGUCACAUUUUACAUGUCAUGCUUGAACACGCCAACUUUGCCAUGGGCAAUCCCAAUGUAUCACCACAUGGAAACAGCUUUGCAGUCAGCCACCUCAGAUGAUAAUGUCAGCAGAAAACUGCAGCAAGCAUGUGCAGUUGGGUUGUGGAAGCUUCACCAUUACUUCAACAUGGCUCGACACAACCAUUUCAACACUCUUGCAACUAUUUGUCACCCAGUGCUCCGCCUCGAGUGGUUCCGUAACCUUGAUGACAAUGGAUACACUCAAGCAAAAAUAAUUUUUGAACAUUUCAUUGCACACUAUGAGCUUGCAACACCAGGAGUUGUUCCUACUGCAUCUCACAUGCCUCCACCAUCAGCUUCUCCUGAUGAAGAUUCUUUUCUUUCGUCACUGAUUAAUUUGUGUCCUGAUGGCAAAUCCCACCCAAUGUCGACAGUACCUAUCCAGUCCGAGUUCAAGCGCUAUGCCAUCCUUGCACAGGGUGCCAAGAACCCAAAUGCCUUGAGCAUGCCUCUUAUAUGGUGGAAGUGGUCUUCCCUUGCUGCAGCCACCAUGACACAGUCAAUGUGUGCGAAGCUAUGGAUCCAGCAGGGUCUCUUUGAUUUCAACAAGUAA